AUGGUGACCAACCGCCGCCGCUCAGCCCCGCCCCCUCGACGUCUCGCGAGAGCUGGAGCCCCGCCCCGGGACGCGCCCUGCUUCCGCCACGUCACGCCCGCGCCGCCCGACUUCCGGCUCCCCCGGCGCAGCCGCCCGGACGAGGCCCCGGCCGAGUGGGCGCUGCUGCACGUGGUGCAGGGCCGCGUGGGCGCGGGCAACUACAGCUACCUGCGCCUGAGCCACGAGGGCCGCGUGGUGCUGCGCAUGCGCAGCCUGCGCGGCGACGCCGACCUGUACGUGUCCGACAGCACGCUGCACCCCAGCUUCGACGACUACGCGCUGCAGUCGGCCACCUGCGGCCCCGACGCCGUGGCCAUCCCCGGCCACUUCCGCCGGCCCGUGGGCAUCGGCGUCUACGGGCACCCGUCGCACCAGGAGAGCGAGUUCGAGAUGCGCGUCUACCACGACCGCAGCCCCGAGCCGCACGCGCCCGCCGCGCCCGCGCCGCCCGCCGGCGCCCCCGGCCCGCCCGCCCGCGCGCCCGAGGAGGCGGCGCCCGAGGAGGAGUCGGUGCUCUGGGCCGUGCUCAUCGGCCUGCUGAAGCUGGUGCUGGAGAUCCUCUUCUGAGGCGGCCCCGGGGCCUCCG
This is a messenger RNA of Talpa occidentalis (Iberian mole), 628 nucleotides long. It is a transcript of the gene CUNH6orf120, whose product is annotated as chromosome unknown C6orf120 homolog. The transcript has 2 exons. The record is from RefSeq and is a predicted model, not a curated record. NCBI's taxonomy places the organism in Eukaryota, Metazoa, Chordata, Mammalia, Eulipotyphla, Talpidae. Bases 1 to 609 code for a protein of 202 amino acids.